This is a messenger RNA of Magallana angulata, 828 nucleotides long. RefSeq names its product zinc finger protein 354A-like. The transcript has 2 exons. NCBI's taxonomy places the organism in Eukaryota, Metazoa, Mollusca, Bivalvia, Ostreida, Ostreidae. The record is from RefSeq and is a predicted model, not a curated record. Bases 267 to 713 code for a protein of 148 amino acids. Gene Ontology annotation, cellular component: nucleus.
AGAGAAUACGAGAGCACACGGCGCACGACUCCAAAGUUCACUCCGUGGCGUGGAGCUGUGACGGACGGCGCCUGGCCUCGGGGUCCUUUGACAAAACUGUCAGCGUUUUCCAGCUAGACAAUGACAGAGACCGAAUGAAGUCUGGAACGUCAUGAAUGAAACUACCUAUAAUUGUCAUCACAUAGCAACCAUUCAGACAGCCUGUACCAAGCUUCAAUAACUUCUAAGUUCCCUGCAUCACCGUCGACAACUUGGCUUCUGAUUUCAUGGAUGAGGAGUUUGACAGUGGAUACUACAGCUUCAGUGACAAUGCCUCCAUCAAUUCCAGUGGCUCCAUUUCUCCUUACUCUAGUGCCAUGGACCAACUGCAACAGAAGUUUCUUGAGGAUUCCAGCCUGAAAAAUGAGUGUUCUAACUUUGAUGAUCUGUGUGUGUACGAGUCCAUCAUGGAUAGUUGUUCAAAACCCUGUGAUGUUUUAGAGGCCAGGAACGUGUCGUCUGCUGUCAUUGUGUCAUCUGCCGUCAAGUUUAAGCACUCCAAACACCAGUGUCCUGUGUGCGGGAAGACCUACAGAGGAAACACCAACUUGAACUAUCACAUGGCUACCCACACCGGCAUCCGGCCUCACAAAUGUUCCAUCUGCAGCAAGGCCUUUACCCAGAAGUCCACUCUGCGCACACACUUCCGGAUUCACACAGGCGAGAAACCGUAAAAGUGCCGGACCUGCACCCGUGCAUUUGCGGACUACUCCACCUGCAUGAAGCAUGAGCGGACCCACAGCGGGGAGAAGCCAUACGCAUGCCCAGAGUGUGGAAAGUGUUUUGCCC